This is a messenger RNA of Cryptomeria japonica (Japanese cedar), 6128 nucleotides long. RefSeq names its product homeobox-DDT domain protein RLT2. Bases 544 to 5958 code for a protein of 1804 amino acids. Gene Ontology annotation, molecular function: DNA binding. NCBI's taxonomy places the organism in Eukaryota, Viridiplantae, Streptophyta, Pinopsida, Cupressales, Cupressaceae. The transcript has 18 exons. Gene Ontology annotation, biological process: regulation of transcription by RNA polymerase II. The record is from RefSeq and is a predicted model, not a curated record.
AUAUGAACGGAUUUGAUUUGUCUAAGCAUGAUGAUGAACGGAUUUGUUUAAACGCGAUUGAAAUCCGCGAACGGAUCGUCAUACCAAAUUUCCAAAAAAUUCUCCUUUUUGGUGUACUUUUUGUGGUUUAUGAUCUGCUAUGCGAAUGAAAAAUGGAAAUACAGCGCGGUCACACACGUUUGAAUUAAGUGGAAGAUGGAGUUCGUGCGUGCGAAACAAAAAAUAAAAAUCCGUCGUGGACAAGGUCGAUUUAAACAAGUUAAAACGGUGGAAAAUUUGGAUUGAUAAGUGAUGGAAUUUAGUUCUCGAGGAAUAAAUAAGUUUAGAUGAUCAACGUCAGAAAUGGAAAGCGAUGAAUUAAUUCUUUUUCCGAGGAAAAGAAGACGGAGAGAAGACAGUCAGCCAAGUUUUCGUAUCGGAAUGCAAUUUACCACUUUUUUUCCCAAACCCUAGAUUGAUCGAAUAUUAGGUUAGGUUUUCGUGGAAGCCAUGAAAGUUUGUAGAUUGUGAAGGCGAAGGGCGAGUUAAGCGGGCGGGAGAAGAAUGGAGGCGGAGGCAGAGGCCGACAGGAAGGAAACCGGUGGUAACAUCAAGAGAAAAAUGAAAACUCCCACGCAGCUCGAGACGCUGGAGAGAACGUAUUUAAAUGAUAACUAUCCGUCGGAGGCAGUGAGGGCGGAGCUGUCGGUUCAGUUGGGGCUCUCGGACAGGCAGCUGCAGAUGUGGUUUUGUCACAGGCGGCUCAAGGACAAGAAGCCAAAGAAAGAGAAAGAACAACCUGCGCCUUCCCCUCCUCCUCCUUCGGCGUUGAUGGCCAAUUACUAUGGUGACUUCGAUGCCUCACGCAAUCAGAGAGGUUUAAAGCCUAAUUGCGAGGAAGGGGUGUGGAAAAAGAAGGCGCAGGUGCCCGCUCUGCAGCAUUUGAGUCCCGCGGAAGUGAGGGCGAUUGCUGCAGUGGAAGCUCAGCUGGGGGAGCCGUUGCAGGAAGAUGGCCCCAUUCUCGGCGUCGACUUUGAUCCGCUUCCUCCCGGCGCCUUUGAUUCACCGACCGCACCUAUAUUGGAGCAAUACAAGCAGGGCGGGCAUCAUUAUGAAAAAUUGUUUGAUGGACAAGAUGCAAGAUCCAACAAAAGAUCAUCUGGGAUGCUUCAUACUGAACAUGCACCAUUGGCAACCACAUCCAACAAGAGGAAAGCAGUUAUGGUUAAUGUGCCCACCAUUCAUAGUCAACCUGGUAGUAGAGCCCCUCAAGAAUACCAAUUCCUUCCAGAGCAACCAAGUGGGAGGCAUGAUGCCUAUGAAAGGGCCACGAAAUCAAGGUUCUAUGAAACUUCGUUUGAAGGACUGUCAUCAAAUGCCCCCUCAUUAUCUACUACAGGAAAUCUGCUGCAUGGACAUGAUCAGUUGACUGGAGGGUAUAGCUUCCCGAACCAAAUUUCAAACUCUACUAUGUUACCUCAAGAAAACAGGUCUGCUCACAUGUUUUCUCGAGAUAAUGUUGAUUAUGAGGGCUUGCAGCACAAAGAUUCAUAUCCUGGAUUUGGGUAUGAUGGUCACUUUGGAUCUCAUCAAGGUCUAGGGGCAGAUGAGGCAUACUUGCACUCUGAGAAACGUGCCUUCUAUCAGGACCAAGAUCAAUCUCGGAUAGAGAAGAAACGCAAGAGCCUUGUCAAUCCAUUUCAGAGCGAGGAAGCAAGAAUAGCAAAGGAAGUUGAAGCUCAUGAGAGGAGGAUCAGAAAGGAGCUUGAAAAGCAGGAAAUUAUGAGACGGAAGAUGGAGGAGAAGCAAGAUCGUGAAAAACGUAAAGAAGAAGAAAGGAUGAUGCGUGAAAAACAGCGUGAGGAAGAGCGGUUGCAGCGGGAAAACAGGCGCUUGAUUGAACGAAGGGAAAAGAUACUUCAGAAGGAAAGCAAACGGGCUGAAAAAAUGCGGCUCAAGGACGAACUUCGAAGAGAAAAGGAAGCUGCUAGGCAAAAAGCUGCCAAUGAGAGGGCCACAGCACGGAAACUUGCCAGAGAAUCCAUGGAACUUAUUGAAGAUGAGCGCCUAGAGCUUAUGGAAGCAGCUGCAUCAGCUAAAGGCCUCUCAUCAAUAUUUCUGCUUGAUGAUGAUAUCUUGCUACAACUUGAAGCAUACAAAGGAAUAUUGGGUGUAUUCCCCCCUAAAUCAGUUAAAAUGAAGAUACCAUUUGCAGUUCGUCCUUGGACAGAUUCUCAGCAGAAUGUUGGAAAUUUAUUGAUGGUUUGGAGGUUUAUAAUUACCUUUGCAGAUGUUCUUGGUCUUUGGCCAUUCACUUUGGACGAAUUUGUCCAAGCCCUACAUGAUUAUGAUUCAAGAUUAUUGGGAGAGAUACAUGUCAGCCUUUUAAAAACAAUUGUUAAGGACAUAGAAGAUGUGGCAUGUGCCACUUCUAAUGGACUUGGAGCAAACCAGAAUAAUGUUGGUCUGGCUGGAGGGGGGCAUCCACAACUUGUUGAGGCUGCGUUUGCAUGGGGUUUUGACAUAAGAGAAUGGCGUCAAUAUUUAAAUCCCUUAACCUGGCCUGAAGUUCUACGUCAAUUCGCAUUAGCAGCUGGCUUUGGACCUCAGUGGAAGAAAUGUAGAUCAUUUCAUGAGCACUUAAGAGAUGACAACGAGAGCCAGGAAGGUGAAGAUGCAGUAUCAACUCUCCGGUCUGGUGCAGCGGCAGCAAGUGCUGUUGCUAUGAUGCAAGGCAGAGGCUCAGGCCAUUCACGCAGAUGCAGGUACCGCUUGACACCUGGUACAGUCAAGUAUGCAGCCUUUCAUGUCCUGUCCUUGGAGGGAGGCAAUGGGUUAACAAUCCUGGAAGUUGCAGAAAAGAUUCAGGAAUCUGGACUGCGAGACCUUACAACAAGCAAGACUCCAGAAGCAUCAAUAGCUGCUGCACUAUCAAGAGAUUCAAACCUUUUUGAAAGAGUUGCCCCUUCUACGUACUGUGUCCGGCCAGCUUUCCGGAAAGAUCCUAAUGAUGCACAGGCCGUGCUACAAGCAGCAAGGGAGAAAAUACAGUCAUUUCAAAGUGGUUUGUCAGAUUCAGAGGAAGCCGAGAAAGAUACAGAGGAUGUAGAAGAGGGAGAAAGAGAUGAAGAAUAUGAAUGUGAUGAUGUUGAAGAUGCAGAUGCAGAUGCAGAUGCAGAUGACUUAGAUGGUCCUGUUAACUCAGCAAAAGUAAUUUUUUGCCUUAAAGAAGGAAAAGUUGUAAAGUCAUUGGGUAGUAUUGAGAAAGAAAAGUGUCAGGCAAACGAACCUUGUGACAGAAGAAGUAUGUCACCAGAAGUUGAUAGGGAUCCAAAACAUAAAUCUUCUAUUCUUCUUGAAAGUGCUAAAGAUAUUGAACAAGAUAACUUUAAAGAUGUCAGCUCCAAUGGUGAUGGUGAUAUUGAUAGUCAUAAGGUGAAUCAUAUGCUAGGAGAGACAGAGAUUGAUGAGAGUCACACAGGAGAUCCCUGGGUUCAGGGACUGAUGGAAGGGGAAUAUUCUGACCUGAGUGUUGAAGAGCGUUUGAAUGCUCUUGUUGCCUUAAUUGGUGUUGCAAAUGAAGGCAAUACUGUACGCAUUGUGCUCGAGGAACGCCAAGAAGCAGCAAAUGCAUUAAAACGCCAAAUGUGGGCAGAGGCACAACUUGAUAAAAAACGGCUGAAAGAAGAGCAAUUAUCAAGAUCUCAAGUUCUACCAUUUGGAGGGAUAAAGUCUGAAGGAGCUAAUAACAAUACUUUGUUUGAAGGUGGACAGAACCCUUUUGUUGGAUUGGAUAACAAGGGAAGUGAAGCAUCUGUGUUACAUCAACCUAAAUGUGAGGGAUUGGUAGAUGUGAUCUCAGUUACAAAUCAUUGUUUAGCAUUAACAAACUCUGCAAUUCCAGUAGAAAAGAAUUUAUUAUUUCCAGAUAAUUCACCUGUUCAGGAAACUUCCAUGGCACAUGUUGGAUAUACGAGUGAAAAAUCACGUGCACAACUUAAAGCUUCAAUAGGUCUAAGGGCAGAAGAGUUAUAUGUUUAUAGGUCCAUUCCUCUGGGACAAGAUCGCAGACAUAAUCGCUAUUGGCAAUUUGUGACGUGUCCAUCAGGGAAUGAUCCAGGAUUGGGUCGGAUAUUUUUUGAGUCACAUGGUGAGGGACACUGGAAGGUCAUUGAUACAGAUGAGGCAUUUGAUGCAUUGUUAGCAUCAUUGGAUACACGGGGUGUGAGGGAGGCCCACUUGCAUGUUGUAUUGCAGAAAUUAGAGAGCUCAUUUAAACAAGCCGUGAGAAAGCGUUCAUUUUUGGGAGAGGAGAUUGACUUAAUUUUUGGACAGGAGGUCAAAACAGAAUUUGCAGAGAGGACAUCCUAUCCUGGCUGUGUAAUGGAGGAUGCUGGUCAUGGAGGCACUAUAGACAUGUCUAGAUCGUUUUCUAUUGACCUUGGGAGAAAUAAUGUGGAAAACAAACAUGCACUGGAGAGGUACAUGGAUUUUGAAAAAUGGCUCUGGAUAGAAUGCAUAAAACCAUCUGCUCUUAAUGCUCUAAAGCUGAAAAAGAAAAGAUGUUUAGAGUUGUUGCGUAGUUGUGAAGUGUGUCAUGAGGUAUACUGGUCAAGAGACAGACACUGUUCUUUUUGCCAUUGCACUUUUGAAAGCUCACAUAAGUUUGAAGUAAAAUUUCCUCAGCAUGUCCUCGACUGUGAAGAAAAGAAAAGGAGAAAAGAUCCAAGUUGGAGGUUGGAAGGUCCAACCUGGGCCUUGCCAUCAAGAGUUCAGCUUUUAAAAGUUGCAAUUGCUGCAGUCGAGGCAUCUAUUCCUUCAGAAGCACUUAAAACUUUCUGGACAGAGGGUUAUCGGAGGUCAUGGGGCCUGUCUCUGAAAUCUGCAACAUCUCCAGCUGAACUCCUUCAGAUAAUAACACAAUUAGAGGGAGCUGUAAACCGUGAUUGGCUUUCUUCAACCUUUGAGACAACAAAAGAAUUGUUAGAUUUUAUUUCAGGUGAUACGGGACUUGAGGAAAAUAAUCUCCAUUUAAGUGAGGUUCCUGUUCUUCCUUGGAUACCUCACACAACGGCAGCUGUGGCCCUGCGCCUUAUGGCACUUGACCAUUCUCUUUCAUACAGCUUGGACCAAAAAGCAGAGAAGCAAGCAGCAAAUGAUUUUGAGGAUACAAGUAAGAUACUGUCAAAUGUUGCUGUCAAGAACUUUCAAGAAUUGGAGGCUUGUGACAAAGGCUCACCAUCUGAUGAAGAAAGAAAAGAAGACACUUGGACAGAUCCUGCUAAUGGACGGAACACACGUGGUCGUAGAGGAGGUCGACCUCGAGGUCGUGGUCGUGGUGGCAAAAAUAGUACACCAAGAAUAGAGUCUGGAUUCAACAAGGAUUCAAAGCGGAAGCUUCAUUUUUCUGGAGGAGGAACUUUUGGUACUAAUGAAGACCAAAAGACAGUAAGAGGCCAGGCAAGAAGAGGGCGUGCAAGUAAACGGGGACGUGGUCGAGGCACUGGUAGUUCUAGACAAAGGCAGCUAGGUAUACAAAAGAGGGAUGUAAAAGAGAAGCAACCAAACCAUUUCACAAAUUCAGGUAUGGGCAUUGAAAAACGAUUUUCUGUAGAAUUGGGUGAGGAUGAUGAACCAAGUGAUGGUUCCCAGAGCAUUGAAGGAGAGGAAUGGGGAAGGCAUGAUGAUUUUGGAGAAGGUGAGAACAAUGUAGAUCACCAUUACAUUGAAGAAGAUAACGUUGGCGAAUCAUCUGAACAGGAUGAGGAUAUAGAUGAGGCUUGUGAAGAUGCACAAGCUACAGAAGACGAGUUUGAGGAUGUAGAUAUGAAAUAUGAAAAUAAAUACUUUGCCAGAGAUGUUGAAGCUGAAGACAGUGAGGCUGGUGAAGCGGUUGAUGUUGAUACCGAGUCUGGAGAUGAGGAUGAAGAGGAUGACGAGGAUGGAUCGAUGUCAGAAUCCUCGAAGAAUAGUGACUAAGUUUGUGACAUUAAUUUCUCCAAUGUAUUAUUUUAAUUUAUAGCCAGGUAUUUUUUUUCUGGCUUUAUGGAAGGGAUGGCAGUCGUGUAAAUAAACAGCAACCAGAAGUUGAUUGACAAAUUUGUGGAUCAAAUGAUUAUUUUAACUUGUUCUUGAUUGAUUUCGUAGAA